Salmo salar (Atlantic salmon) is the source of this 1787-nucleotide messenger RNA. Lineage: Eukaryota; Metazoa; Chordata; Actinopteri; Salmoniformes; Salmonidae. The record is from RefSeq and is a predicted model, not a curated record.
GGAUUCUGAUUCUGAUAAAGUCUUAAAACCUCGACUCUGAGACUUCCUAAGACGCAGUUACAACGAUCUUCAACAAGAAGAAGAGAAAAAUACUUUAAUUAAUCCAUACGAGAUGGAAAAACCAAGACAGAAGAGCGGAGGGUUGACCCCAAAACCCACCGACCCAAAUAAAUCCAAGGACUGCAGUAGGUAGGUGAUGGAUUGGUUUGAUAAAGGAUUUAAAAGUGGCCCGUUUCUGCUCUCUCGUCAACUCCGCUGUGAGGCAGUCCAUAUGGGGAAUGAAAGAGGGCUGUGGAAGGGUGUCUAAGAGGGUAAGGAUUUCAUUACAGUACUUAGCUUUGACAGGCUGUAAGCGGGGAAAAAUAUGUUGUUUUCCAAACAUGGUUCGGGGAGGGGUGAAGUUAGGGAGAGAGGGGGAGAGAGAUAAAAACUCAAGUGUUGGACGCUGUGUUUACAAAGUGUGGGAGAGACUGAAGAGAGUGCUGACUGUACAAUUAGUAGCUAACUUGUCAUUUCAACAUCAGUGCUACUGUAUAUCAGAGCAGUUGAAGUAAAAUAAUCGUAUCUCAGAUUUUUAUGGAACCUUCAGGCACAAAUCACAAAGAUGAGAAGGACACUGCUUUCAUGAAAGUAGAGGAGGAGGAGAAGGAGAAAGAUGAGGAAGACGAAGAGGAGGAAGAUGAAGAUGAGGAGGAGGAGGAAGACGAUAGCGAGACAACAGUGAUAGACGGUGAAGAGGAAUCAGAUGACAAAGCCAAGGAGACUGAACCCCAGCAGCAGGAGAAGCAGGCCUGGGCCCCCACUACCUACUCCAAGUUUGGUAAAGAGGUGUUCUGCUACGUAGGACAGGAGAUCAGCAUCUUUGAGGCCUUGGACUCUUACGGUGCUGUCAUCUGGCCAGCGGCGUUGGCUCUGUGUCACUACCUAGAGAUCAACGUUGAGCAGGUGAACCUGGUGGAAAAGGCCGUGCUGGAGCUAGGAGCAGGCCCUGGCCUAGUGUCUAUUGUAGCCACACUCCUAGGUGCCUGGGUCACAGCUACAGACCUACCAGAGAUCAUAGGUAACCUGAGAGCCAACCUACUCCGUAACACCAGAGGGCGCUGUAGGUACACUCCCCAAGCUGCAGCUCUGUCCUGGGGUCCUGAGGUGGAACGCACCUACCCCAGAUCCGUCUAUCGCUAUGACUACGUGCUGGCGGCUGACCUGGUGUAUCACCAUGACUACCUGGAAGAGCUGCUGUUCACCAUGAGAUACUUCUGCCGGCCAGGAACCACUCUGAUCUGGGCCAACAAGGUCCGUUUCCCCUCAGACCUGGUAUUCACUGAGGACUUCAAGAACACCUUCAACACCACCCUGCUGGCUGAGAUGGGAGAGGUUAAGAUCUUCAAGGCCACGUGUAGAGAGACAGAGGAACACCUUCAACACCACCCUGCUGGCUGAGAUGGGAGAGGUUUAUGCCCAUGUGUAAAAAGGUAGGGAUUAGGGAAGACAAAGGAAUAGGGGACAUCCUGCAGACUAUGCCAAAUGUAACCAAGACUUCCUGUCCCUUCUUCCUCUGAGAAAUGCUUGAAGACAGAAGACGGCCAUCUUGGCUGAUGAUAAUGGACGUUGAUGGACUACUGAUGAUGUCAGUUGUUGAUGUUUGAUGUUCUACUUACUACUUACCUGCUAUAUGUAGUACUUUAUUGUUUACUUAGUUGUUACAUGUAGUUUGUAUUGAUAAUAUUAUUAAUGUAUUUACUUUGCUGUCUUGUUCCAUUUUGUAUUAAAAUAUAAUUUGUUAUGGA